CAUGUGUGCUUCACUUGGAUCGUGUGUCUUCUUCCUUGCAGAAAGCAUUUAGAACAGGCACAAGCACGCGCCUGGAUGACCGUGUGUACGCCAUGUGUCAGAUGAAGUCGCAGCCACUUGUGCAUCUAAUGAAAAUGAUCCAUCCCAACUUAUACAGGAUAGACAGGCUGACAGACGAGGGCGCCAUACAUGUUAAUGACAGGGUAGUGCCUCAGCCACCUCUUCAGAAACUGUCUGCUGAGAAACUGACCAGAGAAGGCGCUUUCCUCAUGGACUGCGGCUCAGUUUUCUACAUUUGGAUUGGCAAAGGCUGUGACAGUAACUUCAUAGAGCAUGUGCUUGGGUAUCCUGACUUUGCGUCAAUCCCACAGAAAAUGACACAUCUUCCAGAGCUAGACACACUUCCAUCAGAAAGAACUAGAUCCUUUGUGACUUGGCUUAGAGACAGCCGACCAUUAAGCCCUGUCCUUCACAUGGUAAAAGAUGAGAGUCCUGCCAAAGCAGACUUUUUUCAGCAUUUAAUUGAAGACCGCACAGAAGCCGCGUUCUCCUACUAUGAGUUUCUGAUUCACAUUCAGCAGCAGAUUUGUAAGUGAGGUAAACAGAGCUGAGUCAGAUGAACCACUCCACGGCCAGGGGGAGCUCCAUCCAUCGGAGAAGCACACAGGGGACUUGACACGAGGUAACUGCUGUUAGAAGACACGACGCACAUCACUCUGUCUGAGGCUUGGGCCAGAGAUUACGGGAAGAGAGAGCAAGACAGAGCAGAGCCCUCCCAGGACGCUGCCACAGCCAUCAGAUGGAGUCGGUUUCUGCGCACUCUCAGGAGAGCAGCAGUGCUCUUCUGCCAGCCAGCAGACCUGAGGACCAUGGAAUGACAUGUCACAAUCUAAAACUAGAUGAAGUCACCAUACAAUUAACAUUGCUGGACUUGAACUCUGACAAGAGAUGCCAAAGGGCAGCGGUACUGUGGUACUCGUUUGUAUGAAUUACUUUUGAACAGGAAUGAUUCAUGCUCAUUAAAUGAAUUCAACAUUUUCCCUGUAAAGACAAUAGAGUUUCAGUACAUGAACUAUAGAAAAAAAUAUAUAUAAUGUAUAUAAGUGUUACAUUUGUAAAGAAAAUGUAAAAUGUAACUAAGACUAUGAAUUGCUUCAACCGUGCUGCAUUGUUGGAUGACAGCUCUGUCAGUGAGGGAAUGAGAUUGACUAAUGCAUAUUAUGAAUUAAGUCCACAAAAGAAACAUGAAACUUUGUUAAUUCUGUUAAAUCUUUUAUGUGGAUUUAUUUAUGAUCAGCCUACUAAUUAAAAAUAUUUUGCUUGACAGUUGGUUUGGUGGUUGGUUUGUUUGUAGAAGUUUUUUGGUUUUGGUGGUAUUGGUGAUACUUUUUAAUCAGUAGGAACCUUAAAUUUGCUGCUUGGAGAAAAUGCAAUACCAAGUUUCAUUCAUCAGUGAAUGAAUCCAUUGUCAUUCGUUUGUGGAUACUACCAAGUAAUUACUGUUUGUAUUCUAAAAACAUGAUGUUAUUUUCAGAAUACAUUUAAUGACUAAGCAUAAUCUUAAACCUCAUUUAAAUUAAGGAUUUUUUUCCUACCUAUUUGUAAUGAGGAUUUUUUAAGAACAUGUGACUUUCCUUUUUAAUUAACUUGACGAUUAUCAUAUUGAACUCUGAGAGAUUUUUGUUCUGAUCAAGAAUUCUGUCAUUCACAGCAGGUUAUUUGCUAUAAAAAUUGAUGAUGACCCAUUGGA
Messenger RNA from Grammomys surdaster, 1750 nucleotides. RefSeq names its product protein transport protein Sec24B-like. The record is from RefSeq and is a predicted model, not a curated record. Gene Ontology annotation, cellular component: COPII vesicle coat; endoplasmic reticulum exit site. Gene Ontology annotation, biological process: COPII-coated vesicle cargo loading. The transcript has 5 exons. The coding region runs from base 93 to 596 and encodes 167 amino acids. Lineage: Eukaryota; Metazoa; Chordata; Mammalia; Rodentia; Muridae. Gene Ontology annotation, molecular function: zinc ion binding; SNARE binding.